Molecule: messenger RNA, 804 nt
Organism: Tinamus guttatus (white-throated tinamou)
Lineage: Eukaryota; Metazoa; Chordata; Aves; Tinamiformes; Tinamidae
Source: RefSeq, a predicted model, not a curated record
AUGGCAGAGGACGAACCUCUGCCCAUUCAUGUAGAGAGUGACACGGAGCGGGGGCCAGCGCAGCCCGUGGUGGUUCUCCUGGGCUGGGCCGGCUGUCAGGACAGGCACCUGGCCAAGUACAGCGCGAUAUACAGCCAGAGGGGGUGCGCCAUCAUCCGCUACACGGCUCCAUGGAGGAAGGUGUUCUUCUCGGAGUCUUUUGGCAUCAAAUCCCUCCAGACUCCAGCUCAGAGACUCCUGGAGCUUCUCUUUGACUACAGCAUGGAAAACAGACCUGUUCUGUUUCACGUUUUCAGCAACGGUGGGGUCAUGCUGUACCGCUAUGUCCUCGAGGCUCUCCACACACAGCGGCCCUUCAAGAACCUCAGGGUAGUGGGCACCAUUUUUGAUAGUGCCCCGGGCAGAAGAAACUUGAGAGGAGCCCUCCGCGCCCUGGGAACUGUCUUGCUGUCCACUAACGUGCUGCUCAAGUACUUCCUGCUGUUCAGCUUUGCCAUUACUGCUGUGGUGAUGCGGAUCAUCCUGUACCCGCUGACCCGCUUCGUCCACGAGAGCCACUACGACGCCCUGCUCAAGGCGCCCUCGCGGUGGCCCGAGCUCUACCUCUACUCCCGGGCUGAUGCAAUCAUCAAGGCCAGCGACGUGGAGCGGAUGGCUGACGCCCGGCAGCGCCUCGGCGUCUCCACGAGAGCCGUGGACUUUUCCGACUCCGCUCAUGUGAGCCAUUUGCGGGCGUAUCCCACCUCCUACAGCAACCUCUGCAGGACUUUCCUGUCGGACUGUGUCCAGGGCGCCCCUCGCUAG